GCCCCACCGCCAGUCCCUUCCCCGUCCGUCUAUCGCUCAUCCCCCCGCCCCCGCCGCAAAUCCAUUCUCACUCGAGCCGCAACCGCGAGAGCCGCCCUUCCCACCAAAAACCCUAGCCGUCCCCUGCCGCGCCGCCAAUGCCUCCGAAGGCGGCGAAGAAGGACGCGGCGCCGGCGGAGCGCCCCAUCCUCGGCCGCUUCUCCUCCAACCUCAAGAUCGGGAUCGUUGGGUUACCAAAUGUUGGCAAAUCAACUUUCUUUAACAUUGUGACAAAGUUGGCAAUCCCUGCCGAGAACUUUCCUUUCUGUACCAUUGAACCAAAUGAGGCACGUGUGAAUGUUCCAGAUGAGCGAUUUGACUGGCUUUGCCAACUUAACAAGCCAAAGAGUGAGGUGCCUGCUUUUCUUGAAAUAACUGACAUAGCUGGGCUUAUUAGAGGUGCUCAUGCAGGGGAGGGUCUGGGGAAUGCGUUCCUAUCCCAUAUACGCGCUGUUGAUGGAAUCUUUCAUGUUUUGAGAGCAUUUGAAGACACAGAAAUUACACAUAUUGAUGAUACAGUAGAUCCUGUUAGAGAUUUAGAAACUAUCGGUGAAGAGCUCAGACUCAAGGAUGUAGAGUUCAUGGGGAAGAAAAUUGAGGACCUUGAGAAGUCAAUGAAGAGGAGCAAUGAUAAGCAGCUUAAAAUUGAACAUGAAUUAUGUCAGAGGGUCAUAGCCCAUCUCAAUGACGGGAAAGAUGUCCGUUUAGGAGAUUGGAAAGCUGCUGACAUUGAGAUCUUAAAUACCUUCCAGCUACUUACAGCUAAGCCAGUUGUUUAUUUGGUGAACAUGAGUGAAAAGGACUUUCAGAGGAAAAAGAACAAGUUUCUACCCAAGAUACAUGCUUGGGUGCAGGAACAUGGUGGUGAAACCAUUCUUCCUUUCAGCUGUGCUUUUGAACAGAAACUAGUGGAUAUGCCAGAAGAUGAAGCUGCCAAAUAUUGUGCUGAAAACCAGUUGACAAGCAUGAUCCCCAAAAUUAUCAAGACUGGUUUUGCAGCAAUUCAUCUCAUAUACUUUUUCACAGCUGGUCCUGAUGAGGUAAAGUGUUGGCAGAUCAGACGUCAAACUAAAGCCCCUCAAGCUGCUGGUGCAAUCCACUCUGAUUUCGAAAGGGGCUUCAUAUGCGCUGAGGUAAUGAAGUUUGAUGAUCUAAAAGAACUGGGCAGUGAAUCUGCUGUCAAGGCUGCUGGAAAAUACAGGCAGGAAGGGAAGACCUACGUGGUGCAGGACGGGGACAUUAUCUUCUUUAAAUUCAACGUGUCUGGUGGCGGAAAGAAGUGAUGGCAUCGGAAGGUGAUAGCGUUUGAUAUUGUGUUGCAUCUUAACCCGAAUUUCUACAAUUUUUAGGUCACUAGCCAGUAGCCAGGUACCCAGCACUCAUUAAGACUGUACAAUGAGGCUAUAAACUAUUGAAGGAUUGUAUUUAAAUAACAUGUACGGUUGUAUAUCUUGAGGAGCCCGCUGUUACGAAGUCAUCUGUAUGCCAAGAAACUUAGAAACAGCUGAGUUCUGUGGUUUGGCUU
Messenger RNA from Phragmites australis (common reed), 1564 nucleotides. RefSeq names its product obg-like ATPase 1. The coding region runs from base 138 to 1322 and encodes 394 amino acids. The record is from RefSeq and is a predicted model, not a curated record. Gene Ontology annotation, molecular function: ATP hydrolysis activity; ATP binding; GTP binding. Lineage: Eukaryota; Viridiplantae; Streptophyta; Magnoliopsida; Poales; Poaceae. The transcript has 12 exons. Gene Ontology annotation, cellular component: cytoplasm.